This is a messenger RNA of Penicillium cataractarum, 342 nucleotides long. RefSeq lists its product as uncharacterized. The record is from RefSeq and is a predicted model, not a curated record. The transcript has 2 exons. Bases 1 to 342 code for a protein of 113 amino acids. Lineage: Eukaryota; Fungi; Ascomycota; Eurotiomycetes; Eurotiales; Aspergillaceae.
AUGUACAAGCUUGCACACAUCCUUUUCCUCGCCCCCGCCGCUCUCGCCGGCCUGGUCACUCCUCUCCAGGAGCGCGAAACCGCCUGCGAGGCCCCUCUGACCCUCUGCGGCUCUACCUGCAUCGGUCCCCUCGAUGUCUGCUGCCCUGCUGCUCCAAACGGCGAAAUCAUCGGCUGCAGUGGUACUGAUAACUGCUGGGUCAACCCGGACAACUCUCCCGGCUGCUGCCCUCUCUUCCACACCUGCGCUGGCCAGAAGGCUGGCAGCGGCGUCUUCCCAACUCUUCCCAGUCCCGCCUCCCACUAUCAGCAGCGAGCCUACUCAGCAGACUACCACUGCUAG